AUGUUGCACGAUCCGAAUGAGGAUGACUACACCCUCCACGUCCGACAGCAGCCCCUCACGGCCAGGGUCGUGGUGGGCAAGGACAAAGACCGGAAGCCCGUCGAUCCUCCACCUAUCAUCCAACUCGAAGUCAGCACCAGAAAGGAUCCUGCCCAGCACUUUCUUCAAAGUCCCUACUACUUCAUGUCGUGCGCUCUGGUGCCUGUCGAGGGCGGUCCCGAUCCAAAGCCCAACCCUCUCGUGGGAACUAUUGUCUCCUCUCUGCACCGCCUCAAGGACACCAACAACCAAGACGGCGGCUUCUUCGUCUUUGGCGAUCUGAGCGUCAAGAAUGAGGGCACGUUCCGACUCCGUUUUACCCUCUUCCAGAUGCAGAACAACGAGUGCCUUCAGAUCACCAGCAUAACCUCUAAUCCGUUCGCGGUCCAUACCGGCAAAAACUUCCCCGGCAUGUCAGAAUCAACAUUCCUCACCCGGUCCUUCAGCGACCAGGGCGUGCGGCUACGGCUGCGCAAGGACUCGCGCAGCAUGACGACCCGGAAACGAAACGCCCAGUCUGCCGACCUCUCGCGGGCAACAGAGCGCAGGAGCUCUGAGCCCAAGGACACUUCUUCUCUCCAGGCUGCAACCUACUCGCCGCUGGGAGCUCGGCAGACCAAUGGGCAGCAAAGCCCCGCUGACUACUACACCGGAGCCCAGGCCUAUCCUGACUAUGGCGAGACCCCGCAGAAGCGACAGCGGACGACGACGACGACGACGGCCGACCCUGGCCACAGUAGCAACAUCUAUACAGGAUAUAGCCUGCCCCAGUAUGACGCUAGGAACUACACUGGCCUCCAGCCGAGCUACUCAAGCACGUCCAUCCCGCAGAACAUAGCCCUGACGAUGCCCCCGAGCUCGGGCUCGCCGUACCUGCAAGCGGGCCCCUCUGCAGGAUUCAUGUAUUCGACUGGCUGGCCUGACCCUGCAGAAGAGCAGAGGAGGGGAUGGGGAACUGAGCGGAGUUGA
This is a messenger RNA of Thyridium curvatum, 1008 nucleotides long. RefSeq lists its product as uncharacterized. The coding region runs from base 1 to 1008 and encodes 335 amino acids. The transcript has 3 exons. The record is from RefSeq and is a predicted model, not a curated record. NCBI's taxonomy places the organism in Eukaryota, Fungi, Ascomycota, Sordariomycetes, Thyridiales, Thyridiaceae.